Messenger RNA from Ochlerotatus camptorhynchus, 1471 nucleotides. RefSeq lists its product as uncharacterized. The record is from RefSeq and is a predicted model, not a curated record. NCBI's taxonomy places the organism in Eukaryota, Metazoa, Arthropoda, Insecta, Diptera, Culicidae. The transcript has 3 exons. The coding region runs from base 126 to 1289 and encodes 387 amino acids.
AAAUAAUCUGGCUGGACGGGCAGACGGUGAUCAGUUUUUUUUUCCGUUUUUUCGCGUUUCUUGCAAUUUUUCAGUGAACUUACGAUUUUCAUUACCAUUUUUUUUUCUAAAUUACCACGCAGAAAAUGUUCUCUCUUCCGAUUGAACAUGAAAAAUCUUGCUUGCUCCUUGCUUCCGUCGAGAUCGCUAGCCACCCAUCAGCAAAACGCAAAAUGGAGAAAAUUUUCCUCCAAAUACUCAACCGCUACCAUCCCCGUGUGGCACCAGCUCCUACACCGUGGAUCGUGUUUGCCAUCAACGAAAUGUUUUUCGUGGGCACAUUGGAGCUAAUCGAAGUAGAACUGGCACUCAAAUAUGACAUCGGACUUGGAUCCGGGGGACUUCCUCUAGAUGUCUACCGCCGGCCAAUUGCCCUUGUUGUAGAUGUUACGGCUUUGGAAGCUGACGAUGAGCUGUCCGAUUCAUCGUCUGUUGAAAUUGUGUCGGUGUGCGACGAAGUUAUCAUUGAUCUGACGCUCUCGACAGAUGAGGAAGUCACCUGCCGGCAGAAACGGAAACGCAAGCGAGUCAACAAGACUCGAAAACGACAAAGACUGGAAGAUACGGGUUCGACUGAUGAUGAGCCGGAGUUUUGGAUCGAUUUGAUGGACAUGGACGAUAAUGAGAACUUUAAUAGUGGUGUAUUGCAGCCAUAUGAUCUGAAGUGCUCGUCCCCUAUUCCCGAACAUUGGUCACCACUUGAAAACGCAUUCAGCAUAACCAACCUACGUGUUGGUAUAUUCUGUCCUCGCCCAUUCCGUUCUCGAUUGAUGAACGCUAUAAUGAACGCGAUGGAUAAUAUGCAAGAUUGCGAACCGCAUCCCCAAUAUAAACGUAAUGGCUUUUCAUUGGACACUUUGUGGUUCUUGGCCGCUAAUGAAUAUUCGGCAUUGUGGAUGAUUUCAACCGUCGAACAAAUAUCAAAGAAAAAGUAUUGGCGUCGAGCCUGUCUGAUAGUCGAACCAUGGAGCAGUAAAUUUGUCGUGAAAAAUGUCCUACAGCUAACGCUUCCUUGGAAGCAAUAUCGGGGCAACAAAAAGGCAAAGGUGAUCGAACGUCUCCGGAAAGCAAACUUGAUGCACGGAUCGAACCGCUGGAAUCUUAUCGGUUGUAAGUUAGGAAACUUGAAAAUCCAAGUAACGCUGGCCGUCAACGAAGAGACGAUGGAUUCAUUGAAGCGAACUCAGUUUUACAUAUUCUAUGGGUUCAGUCAGUACCGCUGCCAGGUCGUAAAAACUGCAUUGAAGUAACAGAAGAAGCGUAAUGGGUAUUCUCUUAUCUUAGACUACAAGAUAUCUGAUCCAUUUUAAUUAACUUUUUACAAGGUUUUAAAAACGUUGCUAUUAAUUAAUUCCUUCAAUAAAUAUCGUAAUUUGAUAGAUGUUAAUAAUGCAAAUAUCCUGCCUCAUACACUUAAAAUAAGAUACACCAG